Eruca vesicaria subsp. sativa (arugula) is the source of this 643-nucleotide messenger RNA. Lineage: Eukaryota; Viridiplantae; Streptophyta; Magnoliopsida; Brassicales; Brassicaceae. The record is from the annotation of a GenBank genome assembly.
AUGGAGGAGGUAAUGUCAAUGAUCUUCCAAGGAUUGAAACUGGUUAAGGAGCUUGAGUCAAGCUUACCUGGAAAGUCACUAGAAGCUCUAUCGACCUCUCUAGACGAUAUCACAAAGACAUUUGGCGAUGCAAACGAGCGGUUGAAGAUAGCUUUUGAAAUCAGGAACUCGGACACCGCAUUGAACCAACUUAAACCGGUGAUUGUGCCUUGUUCAGACCAGAUGCUAAUGGAAACUGAACCGGGUCUGAUGCAGGAGUAUUUGUUAAGGUGUGGCGGGUCCACGUCAUCUCAGGGAACGGAAGCCAUGACUCAAAGGCAGCUCAUGGCAGUUGAUGGUGAUGGUGGGAGAAAUUUGACGGCUACAGAAAGAUCUAACGGGUUCGGCGACAAUUCUUCCACGCCAAGGCAACGCAGAAGGAAAAACGAAGGAGAAGAACACGUGGUGUUGGUGGCGGCGUUAAGGACAGGAAACACAGUUCGACCACCUGACGAUAGCCAUACUUGGCGUAAAUACGGUCAAAAGGAAAUUCUUGGUUCUGAAUUUCCUAGGUAAAACUUUAAUUAGGAAAUAGUACACAUAAUAACAAAAACUUUAGUAAAUGUUUAUACUAUAUAUUGUAACCAAGAAAUACACAUUUACA